AUAAAAAUAUUACUAAACAAUAACAUUGUAUAGUGUUAUAGCCUUGUGGUUAGCUAGCUAGGUGAGCAACACCGAUUUACAACAUGUUAUCCUAACUUGCAUUGUAAACAAGCAAACACAACAUCAGUCAACUUCAUAGGGACGUUAUUGUUUGAUGUCAACCAGAAGGCUAAACAUGAGUGUCUUUGCGCCUGUUCGCAAGGACCGCGUCAUCGCACAACUCCCGCAUUGUUUCCGGAAGGAUGCAGCGGUCCACAUCGAGCACGACUUUAACCCCAAAGUGAAGGCAGCCUGCCAGGAGCAUCGCACCGGAACAGUCGGAUUUAAAAUAUCCAAGGUGAUCGUUGUCGGGGACUUGGCUGUUGGCAAAACCUGCCUGAUUAAUAGGUUUUGCAAGGAUGUUUUCGAUAAGAACUACAAAGCGACAAUCGGCGUUGACUUUGAGAUGGAGCGUUUCGAGGUACUUGGCGUACCUUUCAGUCUCCAGCUGUGGGACACGGCGGGACAAGAGAGGUUCAAGUGUAUCGCGUCCACGUACUACAGAGGAGCACAGGUUGUGAUUAUCGUGUUUGACAUAAACGACGUGGGCUCUCUGGAUCACACAAGGCAGUGGCUGGAAGACGCGUUGAAAGAGAACGACCCCACGGCGGUGCAGCUGUUCCUCGUGGGCACCAAGAAGGACCUGAGCUCUCCUGGUCGGUACCUUCAGAUUGAACAAGACGCCCUCAAGGUGGCGCAGGAGAUGCGAGCAGAGUAUUGGACGCUGUCAUCACUCACAGGAGAGAACGUAAAGGAGUUCUUUUUCCGCGUGGCCUCGAUAGCUUUUGAAACAAACGUUCUUGCCGAGCUGGAGAAGAGCGGGACAAGACAGAUAGGAAACAUCGUCAAAAUCCAAAGCACCGCAAGCAACAAUCUGUACACGGCGUCCAAGAAGAAGCAACCAGCCUGCUGUCAGUGAGGACCUUGAUGCGUUCAAAGGUUUGGAAAAUAAAAGGACACGGCAGCUGCUCUCCACAAGUCCGAUUUUCCUGGCAGAGAGGCAGUGUCUUCUUUGGCCUGUGGAAUAAUGCGGCGCUAACUUGUGUGGGCGUGCAGCAUGACUCACACAUAUUGGGAUUUUAAUAACAGUUUUGUUUUUUUAAGUGGGGGUUGCAACAAUCUGUCCGACUUUCAAGCGCUACUUCAGCCAAUCAAAGGCCUGAAAACAGCUGUGCAAUAUACUAAAAGGGGGAGAGCGUAGCAGACAUGUUGUGCUGUAACAGUAUUUUAAAAAAAUGCAUCUUUUUUUUUUUUUAGACUUGGGCACUGAAAAUAUCCAAAAAGUCAGUGACCCAAAUCAAAGACUAAAUCUCAACUAAAAAAAAAAUAUAUUCAUAUAUAUUUUUUUAGAAAUACCUGUGUUCUUGUGGAAUGAAAAGAAAGUGAUACUGCCAAAGAAGCACUUUGUAAGGCUGAGGUGUCCAAAGUGAAGGCCAUCUUGGUUAUUUUAUUAUUAUUAUUAUUAUUAUUAUAUUGUAUUGAUACAUCUUAAUGCAUUUUAUUAUUAAAAAAUGUAUCAAGAUGUAUUAUUGGAUAGUACACUCUUUGCUUUGUCACCCACAACACAAAUUCAUGUUUUGUUGUGAUGGCUUAGCAUAUAUUGGAUUGUUUUUAACAUCUUUUAAUGUGCAAAAAUGGCCACCGCUUCCUUCAAUUUGUACUUGUAUGCUGUGGACACAGUUUGAAUCCCAUUGAUGUGGAGUUUUAACAUUUUCCACUUUAUACUUGCUGUUUUUAGUUUGCAGCAGUUCAGGGUGGGCCGUGAGUCCAAAAAGCAAUAAGUUGACCUCCUUAUGUAACUGCAAUGUUUUGUAACCAUUCUAAAGGAUACGUCAGUUCAACUUUGAUUCCAUGUUGCUCUAGCAACGGUUCACAAUGACAGUCAUUAUUGAUGAAAACGUUUGGCCAGUGAGUGUUACAAAUGAAACGUGCCUGUAAAUGUUUCAUGGUGUUACUAUUAUUACAUGAAAAGUUCUAAAUAAAAAUGUAUUUUCUACCAAAA
This is a messenger RNA of Nerophis lumbriciformis (worm pipefish), 2041 nucleotides long. It is a transcript of the gene rab34a, whose product is annotated as RAB34, member RAS oncogene family a. Gene Ontology annotation, molecular function: GTP binding; GTPase activity. NCBI's taxonomy places the organism in Eukaryota, Metazoa, Chordata, Actinopteri, Syngnathiformes, Syngnathidae. The record is from RefSeq and is a predicted model, not a curated record.